Messenger RNA from Xenopus tropicalis (tropical clawed frog), 1575 nucleotides. RefSeq names its product sideroflexin 2 (gene sfxn2). Gene Ontology annotation, biological process: monoatomic ion transmembrane transport; transmembrane transport; monoatomic ion transport. The coding region runs from base 391 to 1368 and encodes 325 amino acids. Lineage: Eukaryota; Metazoa; Chordata; Amphibia; Anura; Pipidae. Gene Ontology annotation, molecular function: monoatomic ion transmembrane transporter activity. The record is from RefSeq and is a predicted model, not a curated record. The transcript is spliced from 13 exons. Gene Ontology annotation, cellular component: membrane; mitochondrial membrane; mitochondrion.
GGUGGGGGCAGUCCUAAAGGCUACAGUGAUCUAAGUAGCUAGCGUGGACGGAAGACCUGAAAAGUGAAUGGCAGUUAGUGGAGUGAAGAGUUGUAGCCACGGUACAGGAGACUAAACUCCCGGCAAUACCACAACCUCCCCGCAAUGCCACGGCAAGAAUGUAAAACGCAGGUGUGAAGGCAUAUGCGCCGCAUCGGUUUCCUGAAGUUCCCUCUCAAGGAAACCGGCGUUGCGGAAGAAUAGUCGCUUGCGGUAUUGAAGAUUUAACGUGGGCCAUUGCCCUUAGACUUUUGAUGGCAGAAGAUUGGAAGAAAGUCGGACAGAACGUGGGAGACAAUUCCAAAGAAGGAGUACAGCCCUUGCAAAAUCUUCAAUACGUGUGUAAAGGAAAUGACCACUAUGGAAAUGGAGAGCUCUAAAUUCAACAUUGAUGCUCCUCGAUGGGACCAAAGUACAUUUGUGGGGAGGUUAAAGCACUUCUUUAACAUCACAGAUCCCAGGACAGCCCUUGUGUCAGAACAGGAACUGGAUAGUGCAAAGCUGCUUGUGGAUUCAUGCAGAGCAGGUUCUGUGCCACCAGGAACCAGUAUAGAACAACUGCAUUAUGCCAAGAAGCUCUACGAUUCUGCUUUUCAUCCAGACACCGGGGACAAAAUGAAUUUGAUUGGAAGAAUGUCCUUCCAGGUCCCUGGCGGAAUGGCCAUCACAGGGUGCAUGCUUCAGUUUUACAGAACUGUGCCAGCAGUGGUGUUUUGGCAGUGGGUUAACCAGUCAUUCAAUGCCUUGGUGAACUAUACAAACAGAAAUGCAGCCUCUCCAAUUACACUCACUCAGAUUGGCGUAGCUUACUUGACUGCGACAAGUACAGCAUUGGCUACAGCUGUAGGAUUAAACUUGUACACUAAGAAAGCUCCUCCUUUGAUAGCACGAUGGGUUCCCUUCGCUGCAGUGGCGGCUGCCAAUUGUGUCAAUAUUCCUAUGAUGAGACAGCAGGAGCUUAUUAACGGCAUUGCAGUUACAGACGAAAACGAUAAUAAACUGGGACACUCUAGGAAAGCUGCUAUCAAGGGAAUCAGCCAGGUUGUGAUCUCCAGAAUAGCCAUGGCCGCCCCUGGGAUGAUUCUCUUACCCAUUUUGAUGGAAAGGCUGGAAGCUUUUCCCUUUAUGAAAAAAAUACGGUUUCUCCAUGCUCCUCUGCAAGUCAUGUUGGCGGGUGGUUUCUUGCUCUUUAUGGUUCCUGUUGCCUGUUCAUUGUUCCCACAGAGAUGCUCCAUGCCUGUGAGCAGCCUUGAGCCAGAGCUUCGAGAGUCUAUAGUAAAGCAAUACGGAGAGCAAAUCCGCUAUGUUUACUUCAACAAGGGAUUGUAACCACCUGACAGACAGACAAAAACCAGAAAUGCGGCCCUUGAUUAGAAAAAAAGCUAUUGUCUGCCUGGGAAAGGAAAGCAGGACAUUUUAAGCUGCAUAGAGAUGGAGGCCUUUUAAACAAUACUCUCAGGAAUGGUAUUAACUCAGCCCUGUUACCUUUAAGCAAUUGAACUGGAACUGUUACAAAUACAUUUUAAUGCAAGGAAA